GUGUUCGAUCCCCAAGUAAUAGUAUAAAAACGUUCCUCUUGAGGAAAUCGAAUCGCAUUCGCCACUACUCAUACCCUCCGAUCCGCCCCCCCAAAUGCAACUUCAGUCCCUUUUCUCCUUGUCUUUCUCCCUCGCCUCAUUCCUAACUGGUGCUCCGAACGCCACCUUCGAGGAUACCCAUAGUUGCCAAGACCAGGCCGUCACUAUCCAGCAAUUCCCACUUAUACAACCCGGACAUGGACAAACGCAACAGGACACUGUACAGGAACUUACGGAAGCGAUGUCUAAACUUAAAGCGACGAGUGGGAUGAAACUUGAACAUGCCUACGUUGGUGUAAUUGACUCAAAUAUCGCCGAACAAAUCUUCCUCUGGACGAGUGUAGCAGAGGCGUCUACGGUGGAUACAAUAAAACCCUUCACAUCAUUUUCCUCCACUGGGUCCCUGAACAGUUCUACCUCUGUCUUCAAUGACAAAGCUACUCUUCUUCGUUCCUUGGAAUAUCCUAUUAUCGAAACCGGCGUUGUGGAUAUCUUACCGAACGUUUCCACAAUCAAGGUGGAACGCGACGAGGCGGUUAUAAUUGAGAGUAUCCUCAAAACUGGGUUAGCGCUCGGUGGGCCACAUGGGGUACAGCACAUUGAGGGGAGGAGAACGUUUAUGAUGAUUAAUGGGUGGAAUUCUUCUCAGGCUGUUGCCGAGUGGGCUGAGGGCGUGAUGAAGGAUCCGGUGAUUUCACAGGUGUACCAUGAACUUUGUCAAUACUUUGUUGGUGGACCUCCUACUGUUCUUUUCAAGUCCAUGACAGAGGUACUUUGAGAGGACUGCCGUUAAAGAUUGGCCAUAUUAACUGGAGACACUUACUAACUGAAUUCUAUAUACCUGAAUGUUAUACCUGUUUUGAUUCCGAUAUGUAAAAUUGUAAACCGUACCUCCCUUUUCGAUUUCAAUGGAUUCACAACUAGCGAUCAUAGCAUCACCCGGC
Molecule: messenger RNA, 983 nt
Organism: Marasmius oreades (fairy-ring Marasmius)
Lineage: Eukaryota; Fungi; Basidiomycota; Agaricomycetes; Agaricales; Marasmiaceae
Exons: 3
Coding region: 95-817 (240 amino acids)
Source: RefSeq, a predicted model, not a curated record